UCGCGCCCCAAGUCGGGGAUGCAGCGACAGGCCUGACGACGACGACGACGACGACGACGACCGCCACCACGUGUGCCUCCGCGCUAGGAGCCUCACUCUUCCCCGUCGGCGCCACAGGCUAGCGAGGCGACGCCGAGACCAGCGUUCGAGCACAAGGGAACAAGGUAGAAGGCAGGGGAGAGAGGAGGAGGACCAGCGCCAUGGGCGGCGGCACGCAGAAGGGCGACCCGGAGCGGAGGUCGUCCGUCCUCUCCCUGGACUCGGAGGACGAGAACAAGCUGGUGGAGGUGAAGACGGGAUGCUGCGGCCUGGAUCCCACGACGGGGCGGGGCAAGCAGAUCCACCUGGCGCAGAUGCUGCUCCUGCCCUUCGUGCCCAUCAUGGCCCUCAUCAUACAGAACGGACUCAACAUGGUGAACGUCCUGCAGUACCAGUACGAGAUGCAGGAGACCAUUGAUCAGGUCCAGAUCAGCACGGGCCUGGGCAACGUGACGGAGGCGCUGCAGUCGGAGCGCGCCGAGAUCGCCUUCUACCUCUUCACCAACGGCUCCGUCAUCCGGAGGAACCUGUCGGAGCACUUCGCCUACACCAACUCCCUCAUCGACAACCUGAAGUGGCCCAAAUUCCGCAUUGAAGACCCGCUUUUCAAGAACAAGAUCCUGUUCCGCAUCCGCCUCGAUGACUUCCGGGACAAGAUCACCAAGUUCGACACGCCAUCUAUUGACGCCGGGAUAAAGUUCUACAACAGGGCGAACUAUAUCUUUCUGGACCAGCUGACCCGGGAGAUCAAGGAGAAGGACAGCUCGGGCGUGUGGCGGCCGCUGCUCGCCUACAAGAACCUGAUCCGCGCCAUCGAGCACCUGGGCAUCUCCAUGGUGUUCGGCGAGGAGUACUUCGGCAGGGGGGACCUCGACCACACCUCCUACCUCAACUUCGUCACCAACGACGCCCUCGGACAGGAUUUCCUCAAUGCUAGCAAGAGCUUUGCCUACUGGAUCAAGGACAGGUACCUCCAGCUGCAGCAGACAUACCCCUGGUACUCGAACAUCACGCGUCGACGCCAGGAAAUCAUAAACAGGGUCAAGAUCGAGCCCGACUUCGACAAGGCCACCGAGUACUUCUACGCCAUGCUGGGCUACCUGGACGCCCUGCAGAAGAUCCAGUACGAGAUCCGCACCCGGAUCGAGGAGACUAUUCUGUCGGAGGUGACGUCCUCCAACAGCCACGUGGUGGUGGGCAUCGCCAUACUGGCUGUUGUGCUUCUCAUUUCACCUGUCAUCAUCGUCCUCGUCAGGAUGGUGACGAGGACCUUACAGGCCUUCACGGAGACCUUGCAGUACAAGACGUACGAGCUGCGCUACGAGAAGAAGCGCUCGGACAAGCUGCUGUACCAGAUGCUUCCGCCGACGGUCGCUCAGCAGCUGAAGCAGAGGAAGCAGGUGUCGGCCGAGACGUACGAGUCGGUGACCAUCUACUUCAGCGACAUCGUGGGCUUCACGGAGCUGGCUUCGGAGAGCACGCCCAUGCAGGUGAUCUCGCUGCUGAACGCCCUCUACAAGAUGUUUGACUCGAGGAUUGAGCUCUACGAAGUCUACAAGAUCGAGACGAUCGGCGACGCGUACAUGGUGGCCUCGGGGCUGCCCCAGCGAGGGGAAGGCAAGGACCACGCGGCCGAGAUCGCCUCCAUGGCCCUGGACCUCCUGCAUGCCACCGAGAACUUCGUGGUGCCGCACAUGCCCGGCGAGCGCCUGCAGAUCCGCAUCGGCAUCAACACGGGCCCCGUGGUCGCGGGCGUGGUAGGCUCCAAGAUGCCCCGCUACACGCUCUUCGGCGAGUCCGUCAACAUCGCCUCCAAGAUGGAAUCCACCGGCCUGCCCUUCAAGAUCCACAUCACGGCGUCGACCAAGGAAGCCCUGGACAAGGUGGGAGGAUUCAUCAUGAAACUCCGCGGCGAGAUGGAAAUUAAGCUGAGUCAGAGGGUAUCGCCACAGGGUAAGGGCUCCAUGGAGACGUACUGGCUCAUCGGGAAGCACGGGAAGCUGCCCGAGCGCCGCGUCGAAUCCGACCGCGAGGAGGAGAUCGACGUCAUGGCCGAGAAUCCGCACACGGACGCCCGCAGGAAGCAGCGGAAGGCGCAGAAGAAGAAGGAGAGGGAGAACAAGGAGAAGUCCACGGUGCGCAGGGCCAUCGACUCCAUCAAGGAGCAUCUGCCCAACCAUGAAUAAUGAUUGUAGAAUCAUUACACACUUGGGAGUUCAAAAGCUAAGCCUCCUGAAAACUACGUCGCGCGGGAUACAACAGCUGCAUUGAAGCGGGCGUAAACAACACAUGCGAGAACCGCCCCUUUCGCGAGGGCAAACAUGACUGUGUGUGUGUGUGUGUUUGGUUUACUUUAAGCCAAACAGUAAAACGUAUCGUAUGAAACUUGUCAUAAACGACCAGUUCAUGCUGGUGAGACUCAUGCGGCCAAGGGUGCCCACUGCACGUGAACCUUUGCUCGCCAGGUCACACACACGCUGUGACCCCGGGUUCUGCGAGUGUCGAGGCAUCCACUCUGCGCGGCCCUGAGGGUUGGUCUCGAGCUCAUGCUGAAGAAGCCUACGUGUCAGCAGAGAGAGUAUAUGUUUGUAUAUCAUUAAGCCACUUAGUUCAUCUGUAGCUGUAAAUACACAAUAGUUGCUUCGCGGGGAGCCCUUCGCACGAGCUGCCAAGGCGAGGUCAUCGAGGACGCCGCCCGGAGGCGAGGUCACCCCAGCAGCCCGACCUCUCUUCCGGCCAGAGUGCCUCGUGGACGGCGCAUUCGUGGCUGUGCAUUGCGGGUGCCUCGAAGGCGAGUUCCAGUGCCCGUCGGGUCGCGGCAGCCAUGGGGCGUGGUCGACGUCCUCCGGUGGCCCUCCAGUAGGCUUGCAUUUCGCUGUCACUUGACUGAACAUGUAUCGAUUUAUUCUACUUCUCACCCUGAUGCAUCAUGACUACGUAAGUCCUCAUCGUCCUCCGCGAGAUUUCACGCGCGUAGGCCAUGGUGAGCGAUUUCAUUUUUACGAAAAUAUAGAUCAUAAGAUGGAUUCCAUGCUCACCGCAGUGUUCCGAAGACAAGACACGCCGCAUAUGUCACGUCAUCCUACCUCUUCAUAUCCUGUGUCUCUCUUAUACAUACAGUGUUGUUGGAACAUGUUCAAAAGUACUUGCUAUGAUUGAUUCUUACUGACGUAGUUAGUCACUCUUUGAUUUCCAUUUAAUAUAGCCUGAAUAAUCAUGGUCUUGUAUAAGUGUUAUUUGGGAGUAAAUUAUGUUGAAAAUGUGAAUACAGGCAAACCGCGGAGAUUGAGCUCCGAUGUCUGGCUGCAGCAUUUCGCACUGGACCAAAAUUUCAAAUCGGAGCAGAUCUCACUCUCUCGUGCCAUUAUGCUGUACAUUGCUAAAUCAUGAGUCACAGUUUUGAUAUUCCCAAUUUGACUGUUUUCUUUUUGUAUUGUGUAUUUUUAAGAGUUUCUGCUUUGUUGUGUUAUCACUUUACCCAAAUAGGUCUGGGAAGAGAACCUUCUUGUAGUGCUUUUAGAGGAUAACUGACUGAUAGAAAAUUAUGUCUGUAAGGUAUGCGGUAGACGAAACUAGACUAUUAUUUUAUGACUAAGGUAAUGUGAUAACUAAUAUCUUAUGUUUUCCUUUUGGCUUCUUCCUGUCGCUACUGCUUUUUCUUCCUUUCAUACUAACAUUGUCAUACACGAACAGCUACACUACUACUACUACCAAUAGUAAUAUUGAUAAUGAUUAUAAUACGAUCACACCUUAUUCAUAAAUGAUGUUUAAUGUUUACUUCUAGGCUGUACAGUAUUGCAUCAUUCCCUCACCCACAUGCAGCCCUUCCUCAUGAUCACUUCAGACACAUUAUCACCUGCGGUCUCUCCGAUCUUGAGUGCCAGUUCAGUUGUCAGGAGAGAAGUCUGGGGAACAGUUUUGAAACCUGUCUGUCGCCUCUACUUCCCUAGCCCGUCUCUUCUCUCCCUCUGCGUCCUUCUCUCGCUCUCUCGCUCUCUCGCUCUCUCUCUCUCUCUCUCUCUCUCUCUCUCUCUCUCUCUUUCUUUCUCUCUCUCUAUCUAUCUAUCUAUAUAUCUAUCUCUCGUCUCCCUUUCCACUUGUCUCUCAUUUCUCAUUCCGCAUUUUAUAUUUCACAUUCUCACAUAUAUAGGCAUCAGUGUAUACCUGAAAGUAGGAAAUAGGAAAUAUUCACGUAGGAUCAUCCUCGGUAACAUUAUUUUUCCAAUGUUAUUUGUGGCUUUGGAUUCUGUAACUAGUAGUCAGAGUUUUGCACUUGCACUAGGCCAACUGUGUCUAUGAUAAGCUAUACCAUGUAAUGUAGAUAAAUAUAAAUUUAGACUUUAAGGACUGACCGUGUGCUGUACAUAUUCCACAACUGUAACGUCGAUGAUCUGCCAAUAAAUAUUUUAGUU
Molecule: messenger RNA, 4451 nt
Organism: Penaeus monodon (black tiger shrimp)
Lineage: Eukaryota; Metazoa; Arthropoda; Malacostraca; Decapoda; Penaeidae
Exons: 13
Coding region: 201-2225 (674 amino acids)
Biological process (GO): cGMP biosynthetic process; receptor guanylyl cyclase signaling pathway; intracellular signal transduction
Molecular function (GO): guanylate cyclase activity; peptide receptor activity
Source: RefSeq, a predicted model, not a curated record